Messenger RNA from Nannospalax galili (Upper Galilee mountains blind mole rat), 561 nucleotides. It is a transcript of the gene Hmgn1, whose product is annotated as high mobility group nucleosome binding domain 1. Gene Ontology annotation, biological process: chromatin organization. Bases 140 to 442 code for a protein of 100 amino acids. Lineage: Eukaryota; Metazoa; Chordata; Mammalia; Rodentia; Spalacidae. The record is from RefSeq and is a predicted model, not a curated record. Gene Ontology annotation, cellular component: nucleus; chromatin. Gene Ontology annotation, molecular function: nucleosomal DNA binding. The transcript is spliced from 6 exons.
GGGCGGGCUCCAAUCCGGUUCCAUCCGGUUCUCCCACCGUCGCGGGUCGCAACAGUCGGGGCGGCGGGAGGAGCAGCGUUCAGGUCUCUCAGCUAGGUGACGGCCCUCUGCUUCGGACGCGCCCGCCGAGGCCACUACGAUGCCCAAGAGGAAGGUCAGCUCCGAGGCGGCGGGCAAGGAGGAGCCCAAGCGCAGAUCGGCGAGGCUGUCGGCAAAACCUGCUCCUGCCAAAGUGGAAUCGAAGCCAAAAAAGGCCGCGGGAAAGGAUAAGUCUUUGGACAGAAAAGUGCCGACAAAAGGAAAAAGAGGCGCAAGGGGAAAGCAGACAGAAGUAGCCAACCAGGAGGCCAGAGAAGACCUGCCCACCGAGAAUGGAGAGACUGGCAACGAGGAGAGCCCUGCCUCUGAUGAAGGAGAAGAGAAAGACGCCAAGUCCGGCUGAUCCGCAUCCUGCCCUCAGUCUCCCCGCCGCCCUUGUACAAUCCAGAGGAAUAUUUUUAUCAGCUAUUUUGUAAAUGCAAGUUUUUUAGUAGCUCUAGAAACAUUUUUGAAAGGGGAAAG